Juglans microcarpa x Juglans regia is the source of this 954-nucleotide messenger RNA. Its product is annotated as photosynthetic NDH subunit of subcomplex B 3, chloroplastic. NCBI's taxonomy places the organism in Eukaryota, Viridiplantae, Streptophyta, Magnoliopsida, Fagales, Juglandaceae. The transcript has 5 exons. Gene Ontology annotation, biological process: P450-containing electron transport chain. Gene Ontology annotation, molecular function: 2 iron, 2 sulfur cluster binding. The coding region runs from base 128 to 688 and encodes 186 amino acids. The record is from RefSeq and is a predicted model, not a curated record. Gene Ontology annotation, cellular component: mitochondrion.
ACGUCUUUAAUGUCGUCACAACAUUGAUCGGAACAAUCAAUAUGAUUCGAGGAAUGUGAAACGACGUCGUUGCCAUCGUACAAGACAAAAAGCGAGACUGCUGAGACAAACGAUAUAUCAGAGAUUCAUGUCAGUUAGAUACCUCUAUCUUCGACUAGGCAGCUGCUCCUUGAAACGAGAAGACAACAGCGAGAAAGCGAAUGCUAAUAUAUAUUAUAUAAUGGCUUCCCUGAGUUUCACUUCCUCGUCUUUCCGGCCACCGGAGUUAUCAUUUGGCAACGGAAAUUACGGGAACACCGUCAAGGUCCACCGCCGAAAGAAAUCCAUCUCAGUCCCGUUAGCUGCAAAUUCGCCAGAAGAAUCAUUGUCGGUUCCACCCGGAAAGCCUGAAAUCGAGCUCGAUUUCAUAGGGCCGAAGUCUGGGAACGACGGGUCGUAUCCGGUGGAGAAAGCCAAAGCUAUCAGUGGAGAGAAGCUGCUGAGGAACAUCAUGUUGGAUAACAAAAUCGAACUUUACGCCACGUAUAUUAUUGAUGGAAAGGAUCUUUUAAAUGAAAGAACAAAUACAGAGCUCCGGUAUCUGAAGAAGAAACCUGAAUCUUGGAGGCUUGCUUGUCAAACUAUUGUGGGAAAUAAGGAAAAUUCUGGCAAGGUAGUGGUUCAGAGGAUACCCCAGUGGAAGAAGUAAUUAAGAGCCGAGCCCCACUGCUAUUUUUGAAUGAAGCCAAUUAUUUAUUGCAGAAGCGGAUGCAUUAUUAAGUUAAAAAUAUGCAAAACACCCAAGACUGGUAGGUAAAAUAUUUAAAAUUCUUGGCUUGGCAUGCAGAUUUGUGCAGAUGUAACCAGUAUCUAUGUAUGCUGCUUUUUCUUAAAAGUAGGAAGUUUUUUGUGCUUUUCACUAUUCCAUCUGUUGUCCAAUAGAUGAUAAAUAAGGGAAUAAAUGAUUUUUCACCA